Messenger RNA from Stylophora pistillata, 2174 nucleotides. RefSeq lists its product as uncharacterized. The record is from RefSeq and is a predicted model, not a curated record. Gene Ontology annotation, cellular component: cytoplasm. Gene Ontology annotation, molecular function: dCMP deaminase activity; zinc ion binding. NCBI's taxonomy places the organism in Eukaryota, Metazoa, Cnidaria, Anthozoa, Scleractinia, Pocilloporidae.
UAGAAUCUUGUGGCAUUAAUCAGCUGAGCCGACAGUGAUAAAUUUAACAUGUAUUGAUGUUCGUUCCAAUGGCAGGCGUCUCUCAAUCCUUAAAAAAAUAACCAGCCAGGCAAAAUUCUCAAUUUUCCAAAGUUAACCACCAUUCGUUUUCUUGUAAACAAUAGCACCGAGACAUGUGCAAUGGAGUUAUCCGCUGACAAAUUUUAGCGAGAUUGGUUCAUCGCCGUCAUGUGAUUUUUCUUGUCAGCAGGAAGUAGCUUCCCCCUCCACCUCUGGGUUAACUUACCAAAGGCAAAGCAGGUAAAAUUGAAGUAAUAGAAGGGGUUGAAAAGAUCACUGUGUCUUUUGUCAAUGUGAGUUUUGUUGCCGAUUGUAGGUUCUGUUUAUGAAGUGCUUGGUGUAAACCAAAACCGAAGAAGAAAAAAAAAUGAAGCGAUUCGCCUUUAAAAUGGCGGCGGUUGCUCCGAUAACUUUAUCAAUCGGAAAAAAAACAUAUGAAUGGCUUGCUUCGGAUCAAAAGCGGUCGACGUGGGUCGAGUAUUACCGGGACCUCGCAUUUUGUGUCUCAACGAGAUCCAAAGACUCCAAGCUGCAAGUAGGAUGCAUCGUUGUACAACCAGAAUCCCUGAAGAUCUUAAGCACCGGGUACAAUGGAUUUCCUCCCGGAACCGAAAACACGAGCAAGAACUGGGAGAAAGGAACAAAAGAUGAUCUUGUUGUUCACGCCGAGGCCAACGCUGUGCUCCUCGCAGGCCAAGCUGAUCUUGAAGGUUCAAUAGCAUUUGUCACAAUGUAUCCGUGCAGAGAAUGCGCAAAAAUGAUGAUAGCGAAGGGUAUUCGCAAGGUAUACUAUCUGUCAUUUAAAGAAAAAUACCAAGAGUCCAGGGCUCUCUUUGAAGCAGCCAAUGUUUGGGUCAUGCCUCUAAAGCGAGGUGAGGAUACAACUCUGGAAGAGUUUAAAAAAAACCUGAUUGACAAAGUUAAAAUGGUAGUGGUACAACAUCAAAAUCAACAGCAGUCGCCGCUUAAACCAAAUGGAGUGUAUGAAGAUCUAAAGAAAAGAAUGGAACAUAUGAGGAGAGCUGAUCUAAAAAGUCCAUGGCCGAGAGGGUCUAAAAUGAACGGGAUCUUACUGGACAAGUGGACGGACUAUUUUCUGUUCUUGGCUCUUGUUGCCAGCACUAGGGCUUUGGAAGACCAUCAAGGAGCAAUCUUGAUCGAUUCUGCAACCCUCAAGAUAUCGGCGUUAUCGUACAAUGGAUAUCCGAGAGGUGUCCCCAAUGACAUGGGCGAUGACUCGAUGCAAAUUUCUGCGUUAUCAAACGCGAUUUGUCUGCGAUUCAGCGAGGGACAUGAAUUUAUCGCAUUUUCAACGCACUUCCCAAAACUUACUGAGGCAAAAAAUCUCGCCCAGGCUAAGGUCAAGAGGUUGUACUUCAUAUGGCCCAACAGUCUUGAAGGAGACAGCAAGAAGGCGCUGCAAAUUAUGGAAGAUGCUGGAAUGGAAGUUGUGCCGAUGGAUGUCCCUGAUUUAGAUAAACUACAAGAAGCCAUAGGUGCUACCGUCGAACGCCUCAAGAAGGCAGAAAGUGAGAACAAGCUUCCCUUCAGUCAAUGGCCAAGUAACACUGGGGCCGAUUACGAAUUACAACCAGAGAAACUCUAAGUCAGAUGUCUCACACCGUGUUUUACUUAUCUAGAGCUUAUUUCGUGCAUAAUUUUGAUUAAUUCUCUAAAAAGAAUAUAUAGAAAUUAAUGAUAAUUCAUAAUAAAGAACAUAGAACUUCGAAUUGUUAAAAACCAGAACUUAGAAAUUUUAAAAAUAAUUUAUCCAACUUUCUGGAAAUUUUGAAAUUAUCUUAUUUUAGAGAUCAAAUGCUAUGCGUAACGAAAACAACACCUUUUUUUUCUGAUUUCAUUAGCUAGUUCGAAAGAUUCGGGAUGAAAACCUCCAAAAUUGAACGAUCAAAAGCGUACUGUACUGAUUAGUGUUUAUUUGGUGAUAAUCCUGUAACGAUCGACCAACUUGACUCUUCGUGUAAGCAGACUUUGCAUUUUUUUUGUGGUAAGUUGAUAGAGAACGUACCUGUGUUACAUGGGGUCCAUAGACGAGGGCGUUCGCAUCUUGAAACCUCUAUCAAGUGGUUGGCUUAAUAAAAAGUCUGAGCGUUGAA